Messenger RNA from Cinara cedri, 9133 nucleotides. The record is from the annotation of a GenBank genome assembly. Lineage: Eukaryota; Metazoa; Arthropoda; Insecta; Hemiptera; Aphididae.
AGCCGCAGUCGGCCGCGGGUAUAUUGUCGGCCAGCUAACGAUAACAACGGCAAUAACGAUAAUAACAUUACCUGUACGCUUACGCUUUUGUCCAGCAGCAACAGCCGCAGCACCGGCCGCACCGGCAGCAGUUUCCGUCCACGUGUCUGGCGCAGAAAUAUUACCGAUCCGACGACGCGCGUUGUCCGAGUGUAUCCGUCCGAGGCGCUACAGGUCUGUAACCCGAAAGAAACAAACAAUUUUUUUUAUACUUGUAAACAUGUUAUGUUAUGUACGGUACGGUAUUAUGUUAUUAUAAGGGAGAUAAACGGAGGCGACAUCGAGGUCCCGUUUUUCUUGUCCGGUCCGCCGGUUAUCCGCAGUUCGGUUCAGCGAGCGGUUUUCGACGUUGCCGUUAAAAAGAAAAAAGAAGCGCGUGUUAUUAUUUUCACGAAAUACGCGCGUUUCGCUUAACGCCAACACUAUAAGAUCGCGCCGUUUCCAAAACUAGAGUCGCUCGAAAUAUUACGGGGUUUUCAGCGGUCGAAACAUUCGUUAUCGUCCACGAGUUUUCAUUGUUUGGUCGUGUUCCGUAUCGCGUACACGCGUACACUUUCGUUUGCCCGGAACCAAUCGUACUCGCCACAAGGACCGUCGUCGGAUAAUAUGACGUCGCACGAAAAUCGCCUCCUGUUGCGGGCGUCACUGCGGCGCGUUACAGACGGGUCGCGAAAGUUCGAAAAGAGGCGCGGUUCCGAGAACUUUGACGAAAUCGCGAUAUUUAUUUCUCUUUCUUAUUCCGGAACUGCUCCCGUGCCAUCCGGCCCGCCCGCGCAUCGCGUUGCGGUCACUCGCGAAACGCCCACGCAAAACCCACGAAUACACGGCCGGCGUGCGGGUGCCCGAUAUGACCCGCGCGAUAAACGUGUGGGAACCCGAAAACGCGUGUAAAAAAUCUCACUGUCGUACGAAUGUCCCCCGGCGCGGUCGUUUACGAUUCGGCGCGGUCGUUACGGCGACGUUUUCGAUUUCGGUGAUUCGCAGCGCAGAUUACCCCAUAUUAUUGUUGGCCGGCAAUAACGCGCGGUUCGGGCCGAUUCGACAAUAAUCUAUUUCGUACGAUUACCGCGGCGGCGAGGGGAAGCGCGGGGAAUCGACUUCCCGACUCUACCGCCCCCCCACGCCCCCCCUCCACGCCCGGCCGCCCGUGCAAUCCGCGGCCGUCCGACGGCGUUAACCUAGCCUAACCUAUAUAAUGCGCGUUAAUAACGCACAACGUAUUACGAUUAAAAACCGUUUUAUUAUAAUAAUUUCUCGCGCUACAUGUUCAACUGUCCGUUGUCGGCCGUACACCUACUACACGCGUGUAGUAUAUACGCGUGUGUGUGUGUGUGUGUGUGUGUGUGCGUGUGUGUGUGUGUGUGUGUGUGUGUGUGUACACACAUACUAUUAUAUUCGGCCACCGUCCGAAAUUAUUAACGGGUCAAUCGACGCGCCCCUCCCCGCCACCCGCCCACCGGCCCCGAUUAAUCCGCGCGCGUCACCGAGUUACGAUUCCGUAUUGUAGACGCUCCGCGCGGUAAAUCCGACGGUAUAAUAUCGUCGACGGGGCUCCCGUUAGGUUAGGCGUUAGCCCGCAGUGUAUUCCGCACGGAAAACCGUGUCUCCCGGGGGAACAGAAAAAACUCUCACGCCCCCGCGGAACGGUUGGGUUUUAACGAUUUAUUAUUAUUAUUAUUAUUGUUAUUGUCAUUCGAGAGAUGAAUAUUGUUCGUAGCGAUCGCGUUGAAUAUCCGUUUUCAAUAUUCCUAUAAAGAACCCACGUUAUCGAACGUCCGAAAAACUACAAUUUUCAAAACAUUCUCGCUGUUUCAAAUUAAAAAAAAAAAAAAAAAAUCAAAAAAUGGAUUGAAACGGGAGCGUUUUACCGGAGUCGCGAGAGUUUCCUCGCGAAGUCGUUUUCGUCCGUAAAACCGUCGGAAUACCGAGCACUGAUUUUCUUUCCGGUACCGACAUUUAGUGCUGGCCAACAGUAGCGUUUGCGAAAUUAGGGUUCCAUUUUUUCCAACGAUACAUUGGAUUUUCCGUAGUUUUUUUUACAGCGGACGCAAUAACAACAUCAAAAUCCUCUAUAGUUUCUUUAUAUUUUAGGUGGUCGUACCGGGGAAAUGAGAUUGAUAUCCCCAGAUUUUCCUUAUUUUUCUUAAAUAUUUAUAUUUUAUAAUAAUAUAUAGGACGGUUUUUUAAGUAUGCUCACUCCAUGGUGAUUUUUAUGAUUAAAUUAUGCAUAAAUACAAAUUCCGAUUUAUGGAAUUUUUAUGCGCACCUAGUGUACGACGAUAUUUUCAAAUACUUAGAUAUUUCACAAUGCUUAAAGAAUAUCCUGUGAUAAUACCAACUUAAGUUUUUCAAAUAAAUAUCUAUACAUUUUUAUGCAAAUCGUCAAAUAGAUUGACUUAUUGUUAUCGAAAUUUGAAUGAAAAGUUUCUGGGUUAUUCGACUUUAAAUACUAAAAGACAAUAGAUGCACGAUUCAAAACUGGUAAUUGCCUAUUCACGACUUCUAUAAAAAAAAAAAAAAGAUAGUAAGUAUCUAAUAUUCCAAUUCCCAUAAAAAUCUAUUAUCAUUAGUAUUUAAAACAUAAGGAUAACUCAUAAACUUUUCGUUCAAAUUUCAAUUUCAAUACGUCAAUAUUUUCAAAAAAAAAAAAUCAUCUGAUUGUUACGAAUUAAAUGUUGUGAAAAAUCUAAGUAUGCAAAAAUAUCGUCGGUCGCUGCCGGAAACCGGAAACUGCCAGAAUUCCGGAAUUCGGAAACCAGAAUUUGAUAUUACGCAUCAUUUAACCGGCAAAAUAAGUCGAGCAUACUUAAAAAAUCACCCUGUAUAUUAUAUUACGUCUUCAUAGUUUUAAAAAUAAAUUAUUUAAAUACUAAUAAUUCUUGAAAAUAAUUCUUCUCCCCUCUACCCCGUGACAAAGUCAUUCGACUGCCAUUGUGGUCUUUAGAAUGUUAAAAAUUAUUUUUAAUUUUAUAAAAUCGGAGAAAAUUUGUUAUGACCGGUUCCGACUGCAAUUGCUUUAAUAUAUAAUGUUAUAAUAUAAAUUUACAAUAUACAUCUGCAGUUCUAUUCGCUUAAUAAUAUGUCGUUAUAAAACGUGCACGCUUGAAUCGUUUCCCAUUUGACCCAUUUGACCCUCGAUUCGUCACCAAUGAAAAUUGAAAAAAAGAACUCGAAAAAAAAACCCGUGCCGGAUAGUUGGUACUCUCUUUUCAUUCGGAUUCCGUUCGAUAGAUUUCAUAAAAUAACAAAAAAAAGACAUCAAUAGCCAACUUCGAUUUUAUAUAUUAUUAUUUACACUAUAAUACGCUAAAUGGUAUUGCACGGUAAAAACGGCAGAAAAUAAAUAUUUAAAAAAAAAAAAAACCAUCGGUGUAAUACAAUAAAUAAUUAUAUUCCGCGCGUAGAUAACUUAUAAUAUAAUAAAACGGCGGAAUAAAAUAAAAUAUUUUUAAAAAAAAAAACUAUUUAAUUAUUUGCAUUAGGUUUUGAAUUAAUUUACUAAUAACGCUGCAUAAUGGGUUUUAAUGCAAUAUGCAAAUAACGACGUAAUACUGCUGCGUAUUAUGAUUCGAUUUUGUUUGUUUUCGCCUGUGUUUCAGUUCUGUAAAAUAAGGGCAAAUUGUAAAACGUCUAUGUAAUUUUGCAUAUUCGUUUAAUGCGUCUAAAAAUGUACUGGUCGAUUUUAGCCGGCAAAGUGCGUAGGCCGGGGCAGGUUAGGGGUUAUAUACCCCCCUCCAUUGUGUUUCAACCGCGAAAAUUCAACGGCGCAAAAUGUUAAUUUUAUUUUGAAAUUAUAAUUAUAAUACAUUUUAGCACGAUUUAUUGCAGAUUAAUUGGCUCUUUCGGGUCCGCGGCUUUUAAAUACCGCUUUUAAAUAAUGCCCUAUUUGAUGUUGUCCGGUAAAACAGCGGAAGGCGAUUCUACGAUUAUUAUAUUAUAUGCUGCAAUGUCCCGUUCGGCUGCCCCCGUUGAAAAUUUCUGGGCUCGCCACUGCACUGUCAUCGUCUUCGGUUUAUUUAACAAUAAAUUGACGGCGGCUGGAAUAUCAUUGGUAGGGAAGAAGGCUCGAGUUACUAUUUGUCAUUUUUUGAUUUUCUCAGGAGUUUUUCCAAUAUACGUGAAAAACCGAUAAAAACGUAGGAAAAAAGGGACAAUGUCAAACAAAUAUUACCUGUUAAAGAAAGUACAUAAUUUAUAUGAUUAUUUCGCUGUAACUGAUAUAACAGGUGAUCCAUUUAAGUGGGCACACUCGUUAUCUCAGAAAGUAUUAACUUUUUCCGGAAUUCGUUUUCUAGAAACACAUUUAAGAAACAAGCUGCUCUACAAUUUUAUGUUUAUAUUAUUUUUCAUUACCCUUAUUUUUGGGGGUAAACCACUACCUUUCUUAUGAUUUUCAAUUGGCAACCUAUAUUAAAAAGUAUAUAAAUGGAUGGAGUAUUAAUUAAAAUAAAUUUUAGUGUUGACAUUUUUGAUUUCCUUCGAUCCGUUGACGGGAUAUUCCACUUUUAAAUAUGGGUUGGAGGAGAGUAGCGGAGUAUCAUUUGUGUGGACGGUAUGGCGCGCGGCGUAUAAAUAAUGCACCACAACUCUCCACCAAACUAAAAUUAAAAGUGAAAUAUCUCGUAAUCGACUUUACAGAAAUCAAAAAUGUCCACACCCAAAAUUUAAUUUAAAUAAUACUCCUUCUAUUUAUGGCAUUUUUAAUAUAGGUUACCAUUUGAAAAUCAAAAGUAGGUAGUGGUUUUACCCCCGAAUAUAAGGGUGACAAAAAUUAACAUAAAUAUAAAAGUAUUGUAGUAAGCCGUUUGUUUCUGAAAUGUUCUAGAAAAAAAAUUCGAAAAAAAUUAAUACUUUCCGAGAUAACGAGUGUACGCACUUAAACGGAUCACCCGGUAUAUUGUUGAUAAAGCAACACUAUUAAUCGAAAUCCGCUCAGACUCGUUUUUUCGGCAACGUAGGUUAAUCGUUACUUACAGGUAUACAUUAAAUUCCCGUCUACAUCCUGCCCUCUCAACUUCCCGCCCACAACAGUGACUGCACCCGUUCCCAUUACCCUAAUGCUAAAGGCUUUUUUUUUUGUACAAAUUUAUCUUGCGCAAUUUUCCCCCUCGUAUAUUUUUCCGUCCGAACGUACACGGUACACGCUCAACGUCACUGCGAUGCGUACUUUUCGUUUGGCGAAAAAGACGUACAAACCGACGAAUCAAGCGGGCAAUUAUUGGAACGCGGCAUUUUAGGAUCGGGCCGUUCAUAGCGGCGGCGAUCACGUCGUUUCGAAAACGCGUUUCGCGUUAUCGGAAACCGUACGACCGUGGCGCGUUCGGGUGGGAGGGGGCCGGGGGUUACAUCCCGUCGGCUUAAAAAUACAACAUACUUUACGAGUAUUUAUUUGCAUAGUUGUUUGCAUGUACUUCAGCCAAGUAUUUUAAGAAAAAGCUCGGUUUACCGGUUGAAAAUUGACUUGGGCCCUCGGCUCUUGGGUUUCAUGUCCGGGUAGAGCGGAAUAUGCGAAAAACGAUAUAACAUACACGGUUAUUUACUCGCCACCUCCCCUCGUCCCGUCGCGCGUUUCCCGGGCACGCCGCUGCCGUCGACCCGAGCUGUCCUUUCGAUAGUGUCGCAAUCGUUUCGGCGGCGCACUCGAACGCCGCGGAUCGGUUCCGAAAUCGCCGGGAAGCGUUUCGCGCGCGCGCGCGCGCCCGUACUUUUCGCGUUAUAUAAUUUUAACAACAACAACAACAACAACAGCAGCAAUGUCGACCGGACGCGUUAUUACGAUAUUAUUAUUAUUAUUAUUAUCCCGCGCAUAAUAGACGGCCGGCGCACAUAACGCGCGAGAAACGGACAUUUACGGUAUUAUGGGCACACACACACACACACACGCUUACCUUUCUACGCGCGGCCGCCGCCGCCGCCGCCGCCGCCGUCGUGCCGAAUGCCGGAAUAUUGUUUUUGAUUGGAUACCCGCGAUAUUUUCGCCAAAAAAGAAAAACUCAGGAACGGGGAGGGGGGGGAGGGUUUGGUUUCUGUUUCGUGUACGCGCGGCGGCCGUCGCAGCCGUACGUCCGCGACACGAUAAUGCGCGCGCGGCCGUACGCGGUUUUUCGUCACCGAUAACCUACGGUGUUUGAUCCAUACCGGAGCGGUGACGGCUGGCACGGUACCCGCGCACAAAUACGGACGUAUAUUGUGUGUGUGUGUGUGUGUGUGUGUGUGUGUGUGGUUCGGCGUACGAGUCAACGGUUGUUAUGCGGCGUACGGCUGGUUUUUUUUUUUUUUCUCUCUAUCUUUUUCCACUCUCCACUCAUUAUUAUGUUAUUAUCCGCACAACCGCGGAAUCGAUUUUCGUUCCGAUAUUCCGCAAUCCGCACAGUGCCCAUUGGCACGGGCGGCACGGGCGGGGGCGUAAUAACGAUAUUACACGUACGCGUACACCCGGGAUAACAAUAAUAAUCACGUAAAACGCGACUUCGUUUGUGCACACAUUUAUUUACGAGUAUUGACCAUUUUAAUGAUUUUGUUUUUACUACUUUAUUGUUCCAUCAUUAAUGAUCGUACGGGAAUGUUGCGACAAUAUACGCCGUACUAAUAAUACGAUAUUAUUUUGUAAUCGGUUUUUUUUUUUCGUUUGUUUUGUUUUUCGUCGCACAGAUGGCGCUAAAGAUAUGGACGUUUCUGUUGGUCAUGUCGCUGCCGGCCGCGGAACACGGGCACGGGUUCGGUUCGUCCGCGGCCGUUUUAAACGGUAUCGAUUGUCGGCGACAAAACCCGCAAAGACUCUGCCAUUCCGAUUACGGGAAAACCGACGACCGAAUCAAAACGAGUAAGCGCUAGAAUAAUAUUAUACGUAUACUAUUAUAAUGAAAUUACAUAGAAAAAAAAAAAAAUAUAUACAACACGACUCCACCGAGUAUCUUUUAAUCGAGGAUCGAGGAUUCCGUUCAAACGAGGGCCGUACUUAGUUUGUGUCACGGUAUAUCGUUUUGACGUUAUUAUUCGGAAAUCGCUUGCCUAUCGUUUCAGUGGCGCCCGAACUAUACUCCUAGUGUAGCAGUUGCUACACAUCAUAUUUUGGGCGGGUUUUCCCGGUAAUUGGGAUUUUAGACGGUUAGACGGCUAGAACGGGUAUCAGCAUUCAAGGUAGUGAGUUGUAGGCGUUGGAAAGUAUAUAUUUAAAAAUGUUUUGAGGUGUACGGUAUUUUGAAUCUAAAAUUCGGCUACACCACAAAAAUAUAGUUUGGACCAGCGGCGUAAUUGGAAAUUCCGAUGACCGUUGCAAAAUCGUCGUUUUAGUAUUUACGAUUUUCAUACAAUGAGUUAAACGAAAAGAAAAGGUCAUUCAAAAAGACACUAUACGCUGUCUAAUAAUGCUUCGGGCCCCGAUGUGGGCUACUGCUAAGGUCCGUCAAUUCGGGCCCGUGGCGUUUGUCCACCACGUCCGUCCAGUAUUUACGCCACUGGUGUGGGCGCCACACCGCAUCAAAGCAAUCGGCACGUAGAACUUUUCGUUCCGAUCGGCGUAAAUACUUACCGGCUGUAUUUCUCUCAGUCACGCCAAUUUGUUGUACAUUACGGUAUAACCUACAGGUUUCGUUUUUUCGUCUGUUUCUCUGUAUACAGUUACGACAAUGGCCGCGACACACCGGGUGGACAAGCGAUCCGCUUCCAAAAUAAACAACAAACACCAUUACGCGGCGGCAGCGGCCACUUCCGGAGUGCCGUCGGCCGACGGCCGGUGCAUGGCCCGCGUGCAAGCGGCGCUGGGCGACAUGUUAUCGGCCGCGGGGUCGACGGGCACCAAGGACGGCAACCGCCGUCACACCGGCGCGCCGCCGCCGUCCGCCACGGGUUACAUGGACCUGUCCGGGUACGCGUUGCACCAAAAAUUGCGUACGGCCCCCGGGACGGAAAUGUACGUGACCGGAAUGCGAGCCAAGGUGUUGCCGUCCCGCGACGGCGCCACCGCGGCGGAUGCGUCGUCGGCGGACGCGUGGAGCGACCGUUCUUGGGCUCGGGUCGACGGGUGCCGAUACGAUCCUUUGGGCAACGUGCUGGAGGCGCGCAUGCGGUUCGGCAGGGCCUUGAUGGUCUCGGGUUCCGUGCGACUGUUGCACGGCGGCGGCGGCGGCAACAGAGUGGGCACGGGUCUACCUGGCGGCGAAACCGGAUGCGACAUGACGCUGCGUCUCAGGCCGCGGGCCGGUCUGGGAUUCACGGCCAUGCCGCUGACCAUGCCGGAAAAAUCGCCGCCGAACCGUCUGACAGCCACGCCUACAAUGACCAUACGUACCACGGCCACGUUUAUCGACCCCGAACCCGCGGAUGACCCGGCGUCCGCUUACGUUAGCGUCCACUCGUACAACUGUGUGGGCGGUGCCGCGGGUUUUCCGGGCAGCAACUACAGGGAGCGUCCGUCCGGCGCCGUGAUCGCGUCGUCGGAUCGUUUCGAGCAGUUUUUGUCCACCGAGGAGAGCGGAAACAACGACGAGCUACAGUCCGACGGCGGAGAGAUCGAAAUCGACAUGGACGACGACGGCAGCACGGAAUCCACCGAGCACAACGACAAACGCAGUAGUAGCAGUCGACGUCCGUCGUCGUCGUCGUCGUCGUCGUCGUCGUCGUUUUCGUCCGUGGACGUCACGCCCAUCGUGUCUGUGGCCGGGCCCGCGGCCAUGGCGUCCCCGGGGAUCUCAUCGUCCCCCGCAACCGCGCCUCCCCAAUUCCCUUUCAUUUCCGCCGGUUUCGUUGCCCCGGCGCCCCCCAGCCCGGAACCCAGGCUACGGAGAAUACAGUACCAGAACAAGCCCCUGCCGCCGCCACUGCAGCCGUCGCAGCAGCCGCCGCUGUUGCCACUGCCGGCACCGGUACGUCCGCAACAUCCUCUUUUGACCGUGGCUAUCGCCGGAAACAACAACAACAUCAACGAUUACCAUCAGCAGACGCAGGACCAACUGCUCAUGGAAAUGGAAGAGGUGUUCGUCCGGGGCGUCCGAUCGCUGUUGGCCAAACACAUGGAACGCACCCUGAAGCCCGUGCUGAAGGACUCGCUCAUGGCCAACAUGGGAUACACUGUGUCGUACGGUUGAAACCAUAA